Messenger RNA from Adineta ricciae, 1155 nucleotides. The record is from the annotation of a GenBank genome assembly. Lineage: Eukaryota; Metazoa; Rotifera; Eurotatoria; Adinetida; Adinetidae.
AUGACCUCUCGUUUCAUCCUAAUUUGCAUUUGUUUUCUUCUUCAAAAUUGCAUCUAUGCUUCCAUACCAUUCACCAUGAAUCCUGGCUGUCAGUUACCUCAAUGUAAUGACUUUGAUCAUACAGCUCUAUACUAUGUCGCUAAUUCUGUUGGUGAUAGUACUAUUCAUAUGAUAUAUUCAUCAUUCGAUGAAUUAACUAUUGGUAUAUUUGAAACAGCCAAGGGUGAAAACGCAACAAUUAAUUAUCCCCGUCUCUUUGCCAAGAACUAUACGGGUGCCAUCACAUUCGAUGGUGUCAAACCUACCAAUUCUUUCUUUAUUGUUCUUCGGCGUAUAAUUGAAUUUAUCGAUAUUGACGAUGAUGGUAAAUUGACUGACAACGACAACAUAACUGCGUCACACUGGAUCAAAGACAUCCUGACAAAUAAUGUGACGUUUGUUAAACAACCUACCGAGCAGCCAACAUUCGUGUUACCAUUGGAAAUGAUAAAUGGAACACUAACAGUUGACAUUGUUUACGACGGUACGAAGAAACGUGAUAGCAAAUUUCCGAAGUUGAUGACAGCGCCCAAAAGCAUCUUUCUUAACAUUGCUUUCCAAGCUGAAGGUUUUAACUCGUCAAAGACGCGGUUUGCUUUUGAAUUACUUCAAUUGAUGCCUGGUAUUGAAGGUACACGCAUAUAUUCGUCAAGAUACAUCGAUGAUCAAUACACUCCAGGUAUAUUCAAUGUCUGGCAAUUACGAACGCAAAGUCCUUUGUACUCUGCAUCGAUGUUAUGGAAACCAGUAGUUUAUCAGAGUGAAGAUCGAACCAUUGAGCAAAACACUCUCAUGCAAAUAUAUGGCGUUGAAAAUAAUUUUAUCUUAGACCCGACAAUUGACCAAGGAAUCUACCGUUCUAUUCUUCCAGUUCCAGUUGUAUCUGCAUUCAACGUUUCACUUGGCCAAGCAAACGACGGAUUUUUCACUAAAACAAACUACACAUUCGUUCAAUUUACCGCUGGCCUUGAUCUACUCGAGCCUGAUUCCACUGCUGGUUUCGUCACUGUGGCAUUAAUCGUUAGUUUAGCAUUACCAGCCAUCGUAGGAGUCACUGCUGUGAUAUUCAUGAUCAAACGGAAAGUUUCGCCACCGUCAUCAACUGAUGGAAUAUGA